CGCGCGAGCGCGAGCAGCCGCCCGCCGCCGCUCCAGAGCCCGCCGUCCCUGGCCCGGUCACCGCUGCCCCUUCCCCGGCUCCGCCUCCGCCCAGCAUGGACAGCCGCAAGCUCAGCGAGCUCCAGGCCUUCAUCAGGCUCUGCCAGCAGGACCCGGGCCUUCUGCACACGGACGAGCUGCGGUUCCUUCGGGACUGGGUGGAGAGUAUGGGUGGUAAAAUCCCACCUGCUCCACAUAAAGAGAAAUCAGAAGAAAAAAUCAAGGAGGAAAAGACUGAAAGUAAGAAACCCGAGGACUCCCCCAAACUAGAAGAGCUUGAAAGCGAGGAGAGUGACGUAGAGAUUGAUAAUGAAGGAGUGAUUGAAGCAGAUACAGAUUCCCCUCAGGAAAUGGGAGAUGAAACUGCCGAGAUAACAGAUGAGAUGAUGGAUCAGGCUAAUGAAAAGAAAGUGGCAGCCAUUGACGCCCUCAAUAGUGGUGAUCUUAAGACUGCCAUUCAGUUACUCACAGAGGCCAUCAAACUGAAUCCCCGUUUGGCCAUUUUAUACGCUAAAAGAGCCAGUAUCUUUAUAAAACUGCAAAAACCAAAUGCUGCUAUUAGAGAUUGUGACAGAGCGAUUGAGAUAAACCCAGACUCGGCCCAGCCCUACAAGUGGCGAGGGAAGGCCCACAGACUGCUUGGCCACUGGGAGGAGUCAGCCCGUGAUCUUGCCAUGGCUUGCAAACUGGACUAUGAUGAAGAUGCCAGUGCUAUGCUGAAGGAAGUCCAGCCAAGGGCCCAGAAGAUUGCCGAGCAUCGGCGAAAAUACGAAAGAAAACGUGAGGAGCGAGAGGUCAAAGAAAGGCUAGAAAGGGUGAAGAAGGCUCGGGAAGAGCACGAGCGAGCCCAGAGGGAGGAAGAGGCCCGGCGAACCUCAGGAGCCCAGUUUGGCUCUUUCCCAGGUUUUCCUGGAGGUAUGCCUGGGAACUUUGGAGGCAUGCCUGGCAUGGGAGGAGCCGUGCCUGGGAUGGCAGGAAUGCCUGGGCUCAAUGAGAUUCUUAGUGACCCGGAAGUGCUCGCAGCCAUGCAGGACCCAGAGGUGAUGGUGGCGUUCCAGGACGUGGCACAGAACCCUGCCAACAUGUCCAAAUACCAGAGCAACCCGAAGGUCAUGAACCUCAUCAGCAAAUUGUCAGCGAAAUUUGGAGGUCAAGCAUAAAUGCCCUUUUAACAAAUAAAGCCCUUACUGACGGAAAAACAACCCAGAUCACUUAAUGGACCUCGCAAUAAUACAAACCAAAUGUACCUCUGACCUUCUGGUGAAGAAAACGGGGGUGCUUGGAAGAUAACCCCCACCCCACCCCCCGCCCCCAAUGCAACAGGAGCAUUUUACAGUGAUUGGCCAUUAGUCUAUAGCAGAUAACGUUGUCCUGCUCUGAAUCGUAAACUUAAGAAACACAGAAGCAUUUUCCAAAACUUUGAAAUUACUUACAGGAGAAAGGAAAGAUAGUGUGUAAAAUUGUUUUCUUUACUAAUCAUUUUGGCUUUCCCUUGGACUUGAUUAGAUUUCAGGGUGAGGAAGAAGAGACUUCUGUUAAAGAUUUCUUAUCUAGUUAUGGUGGAAAUUGGACUAAUCAGGCGAGCGUUCCUCACGUAACAUGUAAAAUUGGAAGCGUGUUUAUGCCUGUUGGGGUUUUUUGAUUUUUUUUUUUUAAAUCCUGAUGCGCUUUUUGAAAAAACACUUCUUUGGAUGGCAAAACCAAACAUGGGAGUGCCGAUGAUGUAGUGAGUACUUGGGCAGAGACCAGACCUGCCUGCAGUGAGGGCUGGGGCAGUGUUGCCAGGUCUUCCCUCCCGGGGCACUGUGUGGAGGAAUUAACCACCUUGGAAUCUCGGCUGCUCCGCUGUCCACAGGUCGCCGUCAACAUCUGUAUUUCUGUUGAGGGAAAGGAAGGAGGGGGUUCCUUUUCUUUCUUGGAUGUGGAUUGAUGUCCUUUCCUCAGCAGCGAGACUCCCGGCCCUCCCUGGGCUGUUUUCAGUUGUUCUCCACGAUCUAUUUUUUGCCCAUUUUAUUAGGCUAAAAAUAGCUCCCAUGUAGUUAGUGUUUAUGGAGGCCACCAUUCAAAGUGUACUUAGUUGUGCAGACGUUGCCGAAUGCUCGGUUUAAUGUAAAAUGCAACCCUUAGUGUUUCUGUGUACGGGCUAAUGCUCUUAACUUCUCAUUUGGCCAAGAAAUUUCAUUUUUAUUCAUUGGGACCCCAAGCACUACUUGUUUUUCUGUGCUGAAACAUGGAGGGAAGAAGUUCAUGGUUUUCUUUCUUUUACUUGGGAAAUAUCUCUUGAAAAUUACAUUUGCAUUAAUCUUUCCAUUUUGGGGAAGGAGGGCAUGAGGAUUGGAUUAGUGGAUACACAAACAUGUAGGUGAACUUGGCUAUAUGAUCCAUUAUUAAAUACGUGAUUUAUGAGUAGAUUAGAUUUGUGAUUCUUUUUGCAUUGUAGGGUUGUUUAUUUUACGACAGAUCUCAUCACUGCUUUCUGGUAGGGAGGCUGUUCCUUUCAGUGUGUGCUGGCUGUUUCUCCAGCAGCCACUUCUAACGGUAAGCCAGGUGCCAUCCAGAAAACAGCUCUGGCUCUGCCUGCAUGGGCGGGGCCUCCCAUCUAAAGACACCGUGUGUGUUACUUGUGCACACCUGGAGUAGCUGGGGAAGUAGAAUGAAUACGGAGCAUCCCUGAAAUAAGGCAUUGGUUAACUGAUGACACUUGCUCCCCCAUGUAACUGGGCAGGCCGGAGCUGUGGUGUUGAGGGCAGCAGAACUGGUGCAGUGAACACCCUUGCUUGGGCGGAGACGCCUGGGCUUCUCCUGCGGUGUGCUCUCCUUCUCGUAGCCCCCAGCAUGAUACCACUUGUUCUCCCGGUGUCCUUGGGACUUCCCUUGGUUUACUAAACCGUACCUCCUACAUUUAAGCAGUGCAGAAAGUUGAGUCUGGGGAAGCCCUCUUGAUCUUAGGAAAACGGCAUGUGUUCAGAGCGUGUUGGGUCUGGUUGGUUUGCAGAUACAAAGCUUAUUUUCCAUUUGUCUAGGAAGCAACAUGAUAGCCAAGCCUGACAUUUUUUUCUUGUGCUAACAACCCUACCAGAAAGAAAAAUGUGAAAGGAAAGUUUGUUUUUUGUUUUUGCUUAAAAAUAGACGUUAUCAGAUAUUUCUAGUCGCCUUCACAAAUAAAGUGUGGUUUUCAAACCAGAA
This is a messenger RNA of Phascolarctos cinereus (koala), 3225 nucleotides long. Lineage: Eukaryota; Metazoa; Chordata; Mammalia; Diprotodontia; Phascolarctidae. The record is from RefSeq and is a predicted model, not a curated record.